CACGAGACCUGCCUCCUGGACCAGGUGCUGGAGCUGAUUAUGAACGAGAAGCCCCCAACCAGCGCUAGCCUUUUCCUGAACGAGGACUCAGACAAACCCCCCCUGCCAGAGAGAGGAGACUUGAGGAGGCGCCUACGCAGGGCCAUGGAGAGGAGAGCCAGCAGCAUGAAGGAGAGGAUGAGCUCCAUCAGCAAGGACGCCGUCAAAGGUUUCCUCAAGAGGAACCUGUUUGUUCUGUUCACCGUCGCCGCUGUGGCUCUGGGUGUAAUCCUGGGCUUUACUUUACGCCCCCACAACCUGUCCCUGAGGGAGAUCAAGUACUUCGCCUUUCCUGGGGAGCUACUAAUGAGAAUGCUGCAGAUGCUGGUGCUGCCUCUCAUCGUCUCCAGUCUGGUCACAGGUAUUUCCUCCUUGGACAGCAAAGCCUCCGGUAAGAUGGGCAUGCGAGCAGUGGUCUACUACAUGGUGACCACCCUGAUUGCCGUAUUCAUCGGCAUUGUCAUCGUGAUAAUCAUCCGGCCGGGGAAAGGCAGCAGGGACAGUCCUGUGGCCAACAGUGGAAACAUAGAACCAGUUCAGGCGGCGGAUGCUUUCCUGGAUCUCAUCAGGAACAUGUUUCCGCCCAAUCUGGUUGAAGCCUGUUUCAAGCAGUAUAAAACUGUGUACAAGAAGACUGUGCGCACAAGGAACGUGACAGUGACCCUCAACCUCACCGACUCUCUGAACAUGACAGAGUCUAAGCUGAACCUCAGCAGUGUGCUGCACACCGUACAGGAGACAGUGGAGGAGACUGUGCCUGUGUCCGGCUCCUCUGCUGGAGUGAACGCUCUGGGUUUGGUGGUUUUCUCCAUGUGCUUCGGUCUGGUCAUUGGCAACAUGAAGCAACAGGGCCAGGCCCUCAGGGACUUCUUUGACUGCCUGAAUGAAGCCAUCAUGAGACUGGUGUCCAUCAUAAUCUGGUAUGCUCCAGUGGGCAUCCUCUUCCUGAUUGCAGGGAAGAUUGUGGAGAUGAAGAAUCUGGCAGAGGUGGGCGGCCAGCUGGGGAUGUACACCGUGUCGGUCAUUGUGGGUCUCCUCAUCCACGGCCUCUUUGUCCUGCCGCUGCUCUACUUCCUGGUGACCAGGAAGAAUCCCUACAGCUUCAUUGGCGGCCUGCUGCAGGCGCUCAUCACUGCUCUGGGAACCUCAUCAAGCUCUGCUACCCUGCCCAUCACCUUCCGCUGUCUGGAAGAGAACAACCACGUGGAUAAACGAGUGACACGUUUCGUCCUCCCUGUGGGCGCCACCAUCAACAUGGACGGCACCGCCCUCUACGAGGCUGUGGCAGCCAUCUUUAUUGCUCAAGUCAAUGACAUGGACCUUAACUUUGGCCAGAUUCUCACCAUCAGUAUCACGGCAACUGCUGCCAGCAUCGGAGCAGCAGGCAUCCCUCAAGCUGGCCUCGUUACCAUGGUGAUCGUAUUGACAUCGGUGGGACUGCCCACAGAGGACAUAACACUGAUCAUCGCCGUGGAUUGGUUCUUGGACCGCUUGCGCACCACCACCAACGUGCUGGGUGACUCGCUCGGGGCCGGCAUCGUGGAGCACCUUUCCCGCGGUGAGCUGCAGAAUCAGGAUGCUGAGGUGCGCAACUCUGUGAUCGAGGAGAACGAGAAGCCCUACCAGCUUAUCUGCCAGGAAAACGAUUCGCUCAAUCACCGCAACAGCGAGACCACAAUGUGA
This is a messenger RNA of Chelmon rostratus (copperband butterflyfish), 1722 nucleotides long. It is a transcript of the gene slc1a6, whose product is annotated as solute carrier family 1 member 6. Gene Ontology annotation, cellular component: plasma membrane. Gene Ontology annotation, molecular function: L-glutamate transmembrane transporter activity; glutamate:sodium symporter activity; neutral L-amino acid transmembrane transporter activity. Bases 40 to 1722 code for a protein of 560 amino acids. NCBI's taxonomy places the organism in Eukaryota, Metazoa, Chordata, Actinopteri, Chaetodontiformes, Chaetodontidae. The record is from RefSeq and is a predicted model, not a curated record. Gene Ontology annotation, biological process: L-glutamate transmembrane transport. The transcript has 10 exons.